GGAAUGGCCAUCAUGUUUUGUUGCUUUUAUAUUUAUGGCGUUGAAUAUCCCAAGGCAGCAAAAAAUAGUCUCAUUUACUUUCAACAGUAUAUUGCUGCAUUGGGCAGAGAUUCGCAAACACCUGUAAAGGUUGAUCAAGAUGACCAGUCCUCGUAAACGUCUUUCUGGACAAGAGGUAUGACAGGAUAUGGAGACGAAGCAAAGAAGAAGCUCCUACAUCAAGCUGUUGAAGAAACAGGCUUGCAAGAGGUACAAGUUAAAGAAAUUAUAGAAAGAGGCAGGCAGGAGCGGUGUAUACUAGGAAGAAAGAGCUGAAAAAAAAAGCUCCAAGUGGAUACAAUAUGUUUGUCUCUGAAUACCUGUGCCAAGAACUGGCUAAAGGCACACCAAGACAAAUUGCCAUGUGUAAUGCCUCAAAGGAGUGGAAGAAAAUAAAACAUCAGGGCAAAGAUGAAACGUACGUAAAUAAAGCAAAAGAAAUAAUUCUUCGAAGUCCAGAAACUAUGACGGAAAGUCAAAAAAAUUUGGCAAUUACAAGAAUUGUAAAGGACAUAGAGGCAAAGAUUGAAGAAUUAGGAAAGUUAGGCGGUGAGGGCCUUGCUGUUAUAUUUGUUCCAGCCUCAGGGAAGUUAUUAAAGACCGGAACCACAGAAGCCAUUAAAUAUCUAGAGACGUCUGAUAUCGAUGUUAAGUUUUCAAAAUUUACAAGUGAUGAUCAUCCGACAUGUGUUAAAGACAAGAAGAAAUUAAAAAAAGAGGUACAACAGCUAUUUAAUGAAAGAUUUUUUUCAGCAACAGGUAGACCAUGUGUACCUUACCAAGAAAUACGACAAGGAAGGUGGGAAAUAUCUGGCCUUCCAGAUGGAGUAAUAUUCAAGAAGCCAUCCAGUUAUGGAAUUGCUACAUUGACUGCAAUCUUAGAAAAGCCAAAUAUAACAUUUACAGAAUGUACAAAUAGAGAGAAAAGUGAUGAUGAGAAUGAUGCUAAUAAUGUCAAUGCAAGAGAAGACAAGGAGAAUGAAGCUGACACUGAAAAUGAUGAGAGUGAUGGAGAAGAAAAUGAACCUGAAAUUCAAGAAUGUACAAAUAGAGAGAAAAGUGAUGAUGAGAAUGAUGCUAAUAAUGUCAAUGAAAGAGAAGACAAGGAGAAUGAAGCUGACACUGAAAAAGAUGAGAGUGAUGGAGAAGAAAAUGAACCUGAAAUUCAAGUGACGGAUUUAGAACAACUAUGCGAAAUUGUUGGAGUUGAUGAAACCGUUUCAGAUGUCUACACUGUAGAAGAGAUAAGGAAAAAGAGGCGAAGAAAAGGCAAAACAGAAUACCUUGUGAAGUGGGAGGGAUACGAAGAAUGUACCUGGGAGCCGUAUAACAAUAUUCCUUAUAGUUUGAGAAUGUCAAAGUUAAAAAAGAAAUUUAAAAAAAAAUGGUUUGCGAGGGAUUACAAAAAAAAAAUUCUUUUUUUUAAUUCGUUUUAAUUAGUUGGUAAUAUAUGCUGUGACAGUUUCCUUUUGCAGUAUUACAGUGUACAGUAUAAUAAGGCCUAAAAAAUUGUUAUGUUGCCCAAGCCAAAGACAAUUUCAAAAGAGGGUCGGUUGUUCGCACAUAUUAUAGCGAUUCCAUUUACGACUACGUAAGGUUUGCCUAGGGCUAGCCUAUUGUUAAUUUACUAAUAAAAUACUUAAAUAUGACAAAUUUUACAGUGAUAUUGAUCAUCUAUAAUUGUAUUCAAAAUUCAUUUUACCACAUCACUGAUUUCCAAUAAUAGGUACAAAAUUUCUAGAGCACGUAUCAGGGCAUACAAUGUUGAUUCUGACUUUAGCACAAAGGUAUUUUCCCUAUUCUUCGUCACUUUACACUAUGAUUCUAUUAGAGAACACAUGGUUUUAGAACUAUUUUAAAUGUCUGUUUUUGUAGUGUAUUUAAAUUAAAAAUCAUAUCCAUUUUUUAAAAAAAUUCAUAAAACAACUGAUAUUAUUAUUAUCCAACCAAUAAGGGAAUACCUUGCAAAUUUUGGCGUCAUGAAGGUUUUAAAGUUAGCGUAAAAACUCAUCUGUGUUGUUAAUAAAAACCUUGUAUUGAAAAAUUGAACUUAUGUUCUCAACACAUGAAA
Messenger RNA from Anneissia japonica, 2110 nucleotides. RefSeq lists its product as uncharacterized. Bases 342 to 1475 code for a protein of 377 amino acids. The record is from RefSeq and is a predicted model, not a curated record. The transcript has 12 exons. Gene Ontology annotation, biological process: heterochromatin formation. Lineage: Eukaryota; Metazoa; Echinodermata; Crinoidea; Comatulida; Comatulidae.